Messenger RNA from Meyerozyma guilliermondii ATCC 6260, 723 nucleotides. RefSeq names its product C2H2-type zinc finger protein. Bases 1 to 723 code for a protein of 240 amino acids. Lineage: Eukaryota; Fungi; Ascomycota; Pichiomycetes; Serinales; Debaryomycetaceae. Gene Ontology annotation, molecular function: nucleic acid binding; zinc ion binding. Gene Ontology annotation, cellular component: cytoplasm. The record is from RefSeq and is a predicted model, not a curated record. The transcript has a single exon.
AUGGCUAAGGCCAAGUUUGACGUUCAAGACUGGCAGAAACUUGACUUGGACGAACUCGAAGAAGUGGAGAGAAUUCUUGAAGAGGACUUUAGGUCGAGUUCUGAUAGCGAGUUUGAUGAAUUUGCUCCUCCCGAAGAUGACGACUAUUACGAUUGCGUCGUUUGCAACAAGCAGUUUAAAACAAAGCGGCAGUUUGAGAUGCACGAGCUGUCUAACAAGCAUAAAAAGGCGGUGAAACGACUUAAGUGGAGCAUGAGAAAGGAGGGUAUAGAGCUUGGAAUCGAUAAAAUGGACGGAGAAACCAGCCAAGAAAGUGACGAGUUUACCACAGCGAGCGAGGACGAAGAGAAAGAAGAUCUGAAAGAAGAUCUGAAAGAAGCUGGAGAUCUGAAAGAAUUUGAUUCGGUUGACAAUAAUAAGCCGGACUAUGAAGUGGACAAUGAAGUCGACAGUGAUAUAGACACAGAUCUUGCUAAGUUGGCCCAAUCUGUUGAAAAUGGUCUCAAAGUCAACUUUGAUAGCGACGACGACUGGGGAACAAAGCCGAAAAAAAAGAAGAAGGAAAAAAAGAUAACUACCCAAACUUCUUCCAACUCUUCACUGGAAGUGUGCACGGUUUGUAAUGAGUCGUUUCCCUCUCGAAAUAAGCUAUUCCAGCAUGUUAAUUCCACUGGACAUGCCCUUGCUCCUCCAAAGAGAAAGAAGAACAAGAAGCGUAAGUAG